Messenger RNA from Suillus clintonianus, 563 nucleotides. RefSeq lists its product as uncharacterized. The transcript has 2 exons. The annotation marks the transcript as partial. Lineage: Eukaryota; Fungi; Basidiomycota; Agaricomycetes; Boletales; Suillaceae. The record is from RefSeq and is a predicted model, not a curated record.
CUCCUUUUUGUGCUGCAGCUCGUGUGUUAUUAGAUUCAAGAAAUAUUCUAUACUGUGGUCGAGCGAAAGAAUCGAUAGACUAAAGGGGAUAAGAAGAAGUGGGUGAACACAACGCGGUAAUCACUCACGCACGUGUUGUGUCAAUCAUUGUUCAUUGUUCGAGUUGCACUUGCCACCGACGACCGUGUUGUCUUUUUCCACACUAAGUUUAACGCACGCCGCUGCUAAUCAUCUCUAAUCCGAGCUUCAGGCAUCGUAGUCAUGGUCUAUUAUUGCGGAUAUCUCGUGCGAAACGACUGGAUGUUCCAGCGAGCCGCUGAGUUGGGACAUUCGCCCACAACAGGAACAGAUAUUGUCUGCCUGGCUUCAAGGGAUGUCAGGGUACAGACGGGUGUUUACUUCUACACCAAGGUUCGUCAAGUAAAAACCGCCAAGGGCACGACGUUUUGGUGCAUUGCCUUCGCCUCGAACGAUCCUCGCGAACAGUUACCAACCAGUGCGCCGUCGGAGGAGAAAUACAAGGCUUUGAAGGAGGUGCUGCAGAAGGAAGGCCCGCCUCGCUG